AUGGCUGAAAAAAUUAAAAAGUUUUUCCAAAAGAAGAAGGCUGACGCUAAGUUCAAAUUAGCAGGCCCAGGGCAUAAAUUGACUGAGUCUACAAUAAGUAAUCAGAGCUCUACCUCAUCAAGAAAAGAAGUUCCAGUUGUAAAAAGGUCAGGGUUGUCAGAAGAAAGCAAAGUAGCAGCUGAAGCAGCACUCGCUAGAUUACAACAGAAAAGAGAUAACCCUGCAUUUAAUACUUCCCUUGCUGCUAUUAAAGCACAAGUUAAAAAGGAAUUAGAAAAUGAAAAAGCUGGUGAAACGGAAAAGGUGCCUUCAAACAUAGAGAGAGUAAAGCCUGUAGAAACUGAAGUUGAUGUUCCUAAGAAUUAUGCUGCGUCAGGUGUUUACUUUAAAUGUCCACUUAUAAGUAAUGAUAUUUUACCAAGAGAUGAAUGGAAGAAAAACAUAAAGACGUUUUUGUAUGAGCAGUUAGAAGAAGAAAGGGGAUUGACAGCCUGCCUUAUUAUACAUUCCUGUAAUAACAACAAAGAAAAGAUAGACACUUGUGUUGAGACACUUUGCAAAUAUUUGGAGAACAUUGUCACAUACCCUGAAGAGGAGAAAUAUCAAAAAAUUAGAAUGUCUAACAGAGCGUUUUCCGAACGGGUCCAACCCAUAGAAGGUGCAAUGGAAUUACUACUGGCCGCUGGCUUCACUCAACAAACCCUACCAAAUCCAGAGGGAGUUGAAGAGGAAUAUUUGGUGUUUAACAAAGAAAAUGUGCCUUCUGUUGAAAGUCUAACGACUUUAAUCGAAGCCCUGCGCACCGCCGAGCCAAUACAGUUAGAGCUAGAUAGGAAUCUGCAAGUGCUAUUGCCUUCUCAAGCAGCGAAUAAGAUGGCGUUACCCGCGUCCUUCUAUGCACUGACACCAGAGGAAUUAAAGAGGGAACAACAGUUACGAACCGAAGCCAUAGAGAAGAGCCAAAUGUUACGAACAAAAGCAAUGCGCGAAAAGGAUGAGAUGCGAGAAAUGCGAAAAUAUAAAUUCGCCAUCAUCAGAAUACGUUUCCCCGAUGGUAUACUCUUACAGGGUACUUUUUCAGUCUACGAGCGCUACAAUGAAAUCCACGAAUUCGUACAAGAGAACUUAGAACACAGCGGCUUACCUUUUAUCCUUAACACGCCAACAGGACAUAAACUAAUACCAGAAGAAGAUGGUAAUAAGACCCUUAUUGAUUUGCGAUUAGUACCGGCAACCGUGCUUACUUUCGCUUGGCACCCAUCUAUAGCCGAGGAAAUAAAUAAUAGCCCAAAUAAGGAUGUAUAUUUAAAACCUGAAGUUAUGGUCUUAGUUCAAGAGAUAUAG
Molecule: messenger RNA, 1344 nt
Organism: Parnassius apollo (apollo)
Lineage: Eukaryota; Metazoa; Arthropoda; Insecta; Lepidoptera; Papilionidae
Source: the annotation of a GenBank genome assembly